CUGCUGUGGUUUGGGAGAAGCUUCAGGAGGCAGAGAGAGGGGCAGAGUGUGAUCAGAUUUCACUCCAAGCCGCGCUCCUCCUCACACACACACUCUGCCUUUUACUCUCAAAUCCGGCUCUGAAGACGCUUUUCAGCACAUUGAUCCCCAGGGAGCAGAGAGCCGCGGCUCCUGUCUGUGACCUGUGGCUGCAUGACGCUCUCUGCCGGAGCGCCUAGCAGACAGCAGAAGGUCAGCUGCUGUGAUUAUCCCGCCGCUUCCUGCUGGAAGGGCCGCUGCUCUGUUUCAUCCUCAGAGGAUCAUCGGCCGGCCGCUUCACGGAGAUCCGGGAAUACCCUUCAGCUCCUGGGAUGGGUCUGGGAUAAGUCAGCUCUCUUCUGGAAAGGAAUGCUUCCGAUCAGUGACAGCAAACAUGAACUGGAGAGUGUGGUCGAAACUCUGCUGUGGCCCAAGAUGGAUUGUUCUCUUCUCUCCUCUUCUCCUCCUCGUCCUCAUGAUCUUCGUGAUGGCGGUCACUUUGCCCCUCCCUGUGCCGUCUGCUGAUGUCAACCGGCGGCCAUCCAAAGCUCUGAGUGCAGUGGGGAAGUUGAAACCCAGGGCAGUGGAGCACGCAGCCCUCAGCGGCUUCCAGCACCCUGCUCCUCACAUCCACAGCAAGACCUGGAGAAGUAGCUCUAGAAAGGAGAUGUCCACACACUCAGCACAACUAAAGCCUGUAGAGAACUCUGCAGGAGCUGUUAAAGUUAGGAGUCGUCCUGACGUUCAUAACAAGAAGCAAAGCAGCCAAGACAUGGCGGAUGUAUUCGCCCACUCUCAGCGUUCCGACUUUACAGGCAACAACAUGGAGCUCCAGCGCAGAACUAAGCCGAGCAGACACACUGCUGUGGUGAAGCACACUCUGCACACACACACUCAUCUCAAAGGAAAUGUUUCCUCAGCAGACCACAAAUCUUCCACAGCAGACACCAAGAAAAGCGUCCAAAAAGCUGCUCACAGACACACACAUCAAGUCGCAGUCAGCCAGACGACUGACAGCCAGACCAGGGAGAAGCAAAACCAACGUCACAGAGCUUUGGAAAGACACAGAAAAGCUCCAAAGCACUCUGGGAAACCUGCCAGUGUGGGUAAGGAGGAAACGCCCUCUAGUGAUCUGAGAGAGGAUCGUCAUUUGUCACUGGGUGACAGAGAGGAAAUCGAAGCCACCGCUCAGCAGGGUGACAGGGACUGGUGUCAGGGCCUCACAGAGUUGGACUUUUCAGACGCUGACCAAAGGAAGAUCAGGGUGGGUGGAGACCUGCAGCAUGUGCACUGGCUCAGCAGGGACGACAUAGAGAAGAUGGAGCUCCUGGCUGGUGGGGAAGUUGUCAGUAAGACCAGGGUGCCAGCUCAUGGACAAGUCCUCCAAGUGGCACUAGAACUGCCUGCACGUCACCAGAACAUCCCAGCGCUGAGGGAUUCACAGCAGCAUGGAACCGGGCACAGCGGCCGCUGCCAGCGGGGGCUGUGCUCCCUGGUCAAGCGCCCUGACGACUGGUUUGAGGUGUUUGCUUUCCACCUGGACAGAGUCCUGGGACUCAACCGAAGUCUGCCGGCAGUUCUCAGAACUUUCCGCGAUCACAUUCUGCCCUACAGAUUCACUGAUGGUGAGCCGAGGCCGGCGGUUUGGUGGGACCCAGACAUUCAGCAUCUGGAUGAUAAGGACAGCGACCAGAACUCAGUGCCUCUCAGCUGGGUCCAGUACCAGAAGCUGCUGCGAGCCCAGUGUGGGAACCAAACAGGCCUGAGCUCAGAGCCAUGUGUGGGGGUUCUGCAUGCCGAGUGGGGAAGACUGGCUCUGUUUGACUUCUUAUUACAGGUAAACGACCGUCUGGACAGGAACUGCUGUGGGUUUACACCCGAUCCAGCAGAACUGUGUGUGGAGAACCGUCUGAACAUCAAGUGUGGCAACAGCAAGGAGCUGCAGCUGGUUCACAUCCUGGUGAGGAAGACGGAUCCUUCCAGACUCGUGUUCAUAGAUAAUGCUGGUAGACCAAAGCAAUCCAGCAGCAACCUCAACUUCAGGCUGCUUGAGGGGAUUGAUGAGUUUCCAGAGAAAGCCGUGUCGGUGCUCCGCUCUGGCUGCCUGGAACAUCUGCUGCUGCGCUCCCUCUACUCAGACAAGGAGUUCUGGGAAAGUCGUGGCGGGUACACGGCUCUCAGGCCUCUGGUCCGGCUGGUGGAGGAGAGGGGGCACUACAUCCUCCAGCACAUCAGAGACAAGAGGAUACGUCUCAGGAGGGACCUGUGACUCGGCUGGACCGAGCAAACUGGAAUAGGAAGUUGAACUCAUGUCUGUGAAUAUGACAGCAUUUUCUCAAUGUGACCAAAGGUUGACGACUGUGGAGAAAAACAGACCAAAUUCAGUUUGGCUUUAAGUCAGUUUAUUUAACUAGCACCAAUAUAAACACAUCAUUUCACAAAAAAAGUCGACUAAAUUCAAUUAUGCGUUUCAUUUCAUCCUAAUUAUCAAACAGUGCAGUCCAAUUCAGUUUUAUUAUUCAAAUUCGUCCAAAAGGUUUUCAAUCUAAAGAAAUCCAGUGGAUUGCUUCGAGUCACUCACUUUGCUUCCAAUUGUCAGAAAAACCACAAUUUAGCCAUUACUGUGUUUCCAUUAAAUAAAAACUCAGUUAAAAUCACACAUGAAUAAUUUUGUUCAUGUGAUAAAUCAUUAACAAACAUGUAGCGUCUUCUUCGUUGAGCCAGUGGCAAAAUCCGGUUGUUGAUCAUGUGACUCGUGUGAUGCAAAAAAAGUGUUUCAAUUGCAGUUUUGCCAGUUAAGCCAAUUCUGAUACGACCAAAAAGAACAAACGGCUCAUCCUAGCAUCAAAACUUCCAAAAGACAAGAGUUUUUUCAAAAUCAGUGUGUUUCUAUUUAUCAGAUUUAUUUCAAAUUGUCAAAUUGCACAAUUUUAUGGUUAGUAGAUAGAAAUACAGCUAUAUUUCCAUUUAACAUUUGGAAAAUAAUUUCACUUGGUGGAAACAUGCCAAUUUUGGAAAAAAAAAACAUGUUUGAUAAAAACCUUUUGUAUUGAAAUUAUUGUGUUUUGCAAAACUGCAUGAGAAACAGUUUUUCCACAUCACACAUGUCACAGCCAGAUCCAGAUGUUGCCACUGGUGCAAACCAUGAAGGAGACAACAACAGGAAGACGCUGGCUGCAUGUUUUUAAUGACGUAUCGUGUCAACAAACAUAUUUACGUGUGAUUUCAUUUACGUUACUUAUUCAAUAAAAACAUUGCAAUUUCAAAAUUACGGGGGGGGAGGGGGUUAUAUCAGACACAGACAGAAUCUGCAGACACAAUAAGAAAGAAACAGAUGAGUUGAUCCAGGUGUGUUUUUCAUGUUUAAGAAAAGUAAAAAGGCAAUGACAAUAGUAGCUCCUUUAGUGGCUUCAUCAAGGAGAGGAAAGCAUUUUACAGAUAAGCUCUUAAAGCCUUUAGAGGCCAUGUGACAAAAGCUCUCUCCGAGAGAGACAGGCUUUAACAACAAUAACAGAGUUUGUUUAGGCAGUAGCUCCUUUGGUAGCUUUUUUUGUAGAAGACAGACAAGGUCAACCUCUGAAAGGCAGGGUCAAGAGCAACAUCUAUAGGAGAAGGUGAAGUUAUUGGCAGUAGCUCAGCCGAUGUGGCACAGCUAAGCAGAUCAGACCAGAUGUAGCUUCUACAAAAAGAGAACAUAAAGUUGAAAUAACAGUAAAAAUUAACAAGGACCCAUUACAUCCUGUUUAAAGAUAUCACCGUAUCACCGCAUGUAUUUAUCUAUUUAUUGUGUUGUGCUAGAGGCAGUCCGUCUGGCUUGGAUGCCUGUUUUUAUGAGAUAAGCUUUUAAUCAAAGGAUUAAAAAUGGCUGUCAGAAAAUUGCUUCUGGACCAAAUCCCAGCAGCUUUGGGAUGAAGAUGGACCCAAAUGUGAACAUUUUUUAUUUUUUAUUUUUUUACAUUUUCUUUUUUUCUGCUUUGUGUCAAAAUGCACAGCAGUGCACAAAGCCAUAAUUGAAAAAUAAUAAACAAAUAAAUAAAUAAGCGACUGGCUAAAAAUGGAGUUGUGUAAGAGAGUGAAUGAAGCAGAGGCAUUUUUGUCAUAAUUACACUUUUCUAAAGAUGAACUGUCACACUGCUUUUUAAAAAAAUAUUAGGCGCUAGUGAAAAGUCCAGAUUUAUUUUAUUUUUUUAACUCAGAUUAAAAGUUUAUUCUCCAGUUUAUGGCUUAGUGAUAUUUUCUGUGUCU
This is a messenger RNA of Gambusia affinis (western mosquitofish), 4263 nucleotides long. It is a transcript of the gene gask1a, whose product is annotated as golgi associated kinase 1A. The record is from RefSeq and is a predicted model, not a curated record. NCBI's taxonomy places the organism in Eukaryota, Metazoa, Chordata, Actinopteri, Cyprinodontiformes, Poeciliidae. Gene Ontology annotation, cellular component: Golgi apparatus. The transcript is spliced from 6 exons. The coding region runs from base 413 to 2287 and encodes 624 amino acids.